Fonticula alba is the source of this 4661-nucleotide messenger RNA. RefSeq lists its product as hypothetical. The record is from RefSeq and is a predicted model, not a curated record. Bases 1 to 4575 code for a protein of 1524 amino acids. Gene Ontology annotation, molecular function: mRNA binding. Gene Ontology annotation, cellular component: mRNA cleavage and polyadenylation specificity factor complex. NCBI's taxonomy places the organism in Eukaryota, Rotosphaerida, Fonticulaceae. The transcript has 16 exons.
AUGUCGCGCAAUGAGAACACCGUCUUCGUGGCAAACAUCCCAUUCGAGGCCACGGAGCAGGAAGUCAUCCAAGUGAUGCAGCGGGCUGGGCCGGUCGUUUCCUUCCGGUUUCACAUCGAUCCGAAGACCGGCAAGUCCAAAGGCAGCGGCUUUUGCGACUAUGUCGACGCUCUGUCGGCUCAGUCGGCCAUUCGGAAUAUCAACAAGUCCCUGACCCUGCACAACCGGCCGCUUCGUGUGUCGGCGCCCACUUCCUCCUCAUCGUCUAGCGGUGGCGGCAGCCAUGGGGGCGGUGGCGGUGGCGGUGGCGGCGGCCACGGCGGCCACGGCGGCCACGGUGGUGGCGCUGGCGGCGUCGGCGGCCACAGCGGCAUGUCGAUGAUGGGCGGCCCGAUGGCUCUCGGUGGAGGACCUGGCGGCGUGCACUCCCGGCCGAUGGGACCUGGGCCCAUGGGCAGCCCGGCCGUGCUGAACGCCCUGCAGAUGCCGGGCUUCGGCGCGAGUGACGGGCGCUCGAACCCGAUCGGCGUCCUGGAGCGCAUCCGCUCCACUGUUCACACCAUGUCUGCCCAGCAGAUGAGUGAGUUGCUGCUGGAGUUGAAGCACAUGACCAUCCACGAGCCGCUCAAGCUGAAGGCCCUUCUCCAAGACCACCCGGCCUUUGCAUUUGCCACACUCGAGGCACUGAUUACCACUGGCGUCAUUCGCGAUGAUCAUCCUUCCUUCCACACGGACUAUGACUCAUCGUACUCUGGCACCGGGGCCGGGGCCGGGGCCGGGGCCCACCACCCUGGCAUCGUUCUCUCAUCCUUGACGUCGCCGCCGACCACGGCCGGAUCGCCGCCAGGCUUCGCCCCUGGGCCUCCUCCGGGUGCCGGGCCGCCGAUGCAUCGGCACCCCAUGGUGCCGGGUGGCAUGCCGCCUGGCGGCCCGCCGCCGCCGCCGCCCGGUGGCCCGCACCUUGGCCCGAUGGCUGGCGGCCCGGGUGGCUCGCCACCGCCCGGGGCACACCUGUCUCCGCCGGGGGCCGGGGGCCCGGCCUCCCUGCCGCCCGGGCCCGGGGGGCCUGGCGAGUCCGUGCAAAAGCUGCAGGCCGACUCGCGGGCGCAGAAGAUUGAGCUUCACAAGCUCUCCGAGGAGUCGAGCAUCUUGAACUUCCACAAUGGGCGUCUGACCCGGCGUGUGGAAAGCCUGCAGGAGGAGAUCCGCCAGAUCGAGGCCACCAGUGGUUCGGCCUGGAUUGGCGGCAUCCCCAAGAAGGAGUAUGCGCGCGUGUGUGGCGAGCUGGACACCAUCAAGGACGACCUGUCGCUGCGGAUCUCCGAGGCCGCGCGUCUCCAUUCGCUUGUGGCCGAUCUCGAGGCGGAGGUGGCCGAGGCGGCCGCCCACGCGGCUGCCCUUCGCCAGCGCCUCACCGAAACGCAGGAGCAAUCCGAGCAGCUGACCCAGGAGAAGGAGCAGCUGCUGCUGGAGCAGCGUCUGGCCGCCGAGCAGGCCGAAGCCAAUGCCCGGAUUGCGGCCGCCGCGCUGGAGGAGUCCCGGCAGGCCGCCAGCUCGGCGUUGACUCGGCUGCGAGAGACCUCGGAGGUGGCCCACUCGGCGGCGCAUGCGAUCGUCCUGACGUCGGCCUCGCGCUGGCGCGCCGGCGGCUGGAUCGACCCUGGCCGCAUCACCAGCUGGUGGUUGCUGGACAUGCAGCGCCGGUGGUUGCCGCCCCUGGCCCUUCCCCUUCAAGAUAUCGGCAAGGCGUGGGCCGCUUUGGCCGAGGGGCUUGGCCAGUUCCAGGGCCUGUUGAAGCUCCGCUGCGGCAAUGUCCUGUCGCUGGACGAAUCGCCCAGCAUUGCCUUCGGGGUGGACUUUGCUCGACUAUCGUCCGUGUCGCUGCCGGAGUCGGGGGACCUCACCGGGCCAAGUGACAUGGCUUCACCCGGUGGAAUGUCCAGUGGGGCUUCCUCUCCGGGGUCCAGCGACUCGGAUACCACCCUGGCUGGGCUCUUCCUCCAGCUGUUCGACGCUGCAGAUCAGACCGGCCCACUUGAGGAGUUUGGCACCGCGCUGGAUGACCUGGCCGCCGUGCUCAAUACCUCCGGCCCGCCGGCCGCCCGGCCCGGCGAGGGCCUUCUCGAUGCGCUGGUGGCCCUGCUUGGGCACUUUGGCACCCUGCUGCGGCACCACCAGCGGCAGGUAUCCUUCGAGUGUCAGACCGCCCUGCGACUGCUGGCCACCAAUGAGGUUCCGCCGAAGCUCCUGCAGCUGAUCACCUCCUCGCAAAAGUUGGUGUCCUACUUUUCGAUCCUGAUCGUCUCGCUGGAGAAGGCCCUGGCAUCUGUGAGCGCCGAGCGGGAGGCCAUCUUCGGCCGGGGCUCGGCUUGCCCCGGGCCCGGUGGCCGGCAUGCUCUCCUCCAAACCUACCUCGUCCUGCGGAGUGCCUCGUCCCAUGCCCUGGCGCGCAAUACCAAAGAUUUCUUCACCGCUCUGGCCGGGUUCUCCUCCACGGAGAAGGCCUUUGUCCGGUCGGUCUCGGCCGGAGCAUACCGCCUCCGGGAGGCUGCCGAUGAGUGGUCUGCCCUGCGCGAGCUGCCGAAUGCCUGUGGCCGGAUCCCCGGCCAGGUGGCCGGCUUGAUGGAUGCCUUCCAGCAGCUGAGCACCUCGGAGGCGCUGGCCGCCGUGGCGGCGCAUGCCUUCAUCGCGCAGAGCCCCUCGCGCCCGGUGGGCCUGGCGUCGGCCGCCAGCCCGGCCCCAAGCCAGCAGCUGGUCCUCCUCCCGCGCCUGGUGACGUCCUCCAAUUCGCUGCCGGCCUCGGUCCGGCCGCUGAUCAGCAUGUUCCCGAUCGCCUUCUCGGCCACGCGGCAUGUGCAGUCGGCCACGCGCGAUGGGCUCAUGCUGGCCACGGACAUGCUGGCCCCGGGGAACCGCGGCCACCUGGCCGCCGGGGCCGACCGUGAUGAUCUGGCCCUCCGGACCCGGAGCUACAUGCUUGCCGGGCUGGACCUGCCCGCCGAGCCGGAGUUCAUUCCGCACCAUGAGGCCCUGCGCCAGGCGAGCGUGGCCCAGCAGGCCGAGAGCAAGAUCCGAACCUCCGAGGCGUCGGUUGCCGCCCUGAAAGAGGGCAUCGUCAAACUCCGCGAGAAGCACAGCGCGCUGAUGGCCCAGCAGGAGGCCCUCCGGGCCGAGAAUGCCGGGCUCCAGCGCGACGCGCGCGCCGUCCAGGUGACCCUGCAAGAGCACCGGGAGACGGAGCGCCGGCUGCGCGCCGAGGUGGCCCAGCUCUCGGAGCAGCGCGCCGCCAGCCGCGAGCGCGUCGCCGCCGCCGAGCGCGCCACCCAGGCGCUCCAGGCGGAGCUCCGGUCAGAGGCCCAGCUCCGUCGCCAGGCCGAGGCCGAGCAGGCGGAGCUUCGGGCCCGGUGUGCGGCUUUGGCCGCGCAGGUGGCCGCCCUGGAGGCUGCGGCCGCCACGGCCGGAGCCCCGGCCGGCAUGGCUGUGGCGGCCCCGGCCGGCGACCUCGAGCCGGGCACAAAGCCCCCGGGCGCCGGGUCGCCCGCUGCCGCCGGGUCGCUGGGCAUCCACUCGCCUUCCCCCUCGCCGCCGUCCGGGUCGGACUCCGAAUCGCCGGUCCCGUCGGCGGCCCUGCUGCCGGCCCCGGGGUCCGGUGCCGGCGCCAGUGGCCCAUCCUCACCGAGCAUCGGCAUGCUGCUGGACCUCUCGGGGCCGAGCUUCCCCGAGCCGGCUGCCAGCCCCCCUGUGCCUGGCGAUGAAUUUGCCUUCAGCUGGGCCACAGUGGCCGGCAGUCCGGGCCCCGGGGCCAAGCCGGCUGCCCAAGCGUCGCCCGGCUCGACCGAGCAGCCGGACGACGGGUUCGGGGAUUUUGUCAACUCCGGGCCGGCCUCCCCGGGACCGGGAAGCGGCACCUCGGCCGGUGGGCCGGCGGGGCUGCAGGCAGGCCCGCCGGUGGCCGGGCCCUCGCAGUCGGUCCAUGUGGCUCCGGCCUCCUCGAAGUGGGGCCACUCGGCGGCCACCGUUCUCUUUGAAGAUCCCCUGACCGGGUCCAGUGUGUCGUCGCUGCCCCUGCCGCUGGCCCUGCCGGGGGACUUUGUGUCGCCCGAGGGGGCCGCCUCGGCUGCGGCCUCGGGGGUGAGCGUUCGCCUGGCUCGCCUGGCGAGCCAGCGCACCUCGGCCGAGAUCCGCCUGCGUGCCAUCGAGUCGGAGCUGGCCGCCUGUCAUCAGGAAAUCGCCCUGCUGACGACGCGGGCCCUGGAUGCCGAGGGCCGGGCCACCCUGGCCCUGGAGGAUGGCGAGUCCACCCGUCGGGCGUAUGAGUCUCAGAUCGCCAUCAUGUCUGACUACAUGGCCCAACUUCAGGCGUCGUCGCCGCCCUCGUCGGGGGGCGAAGCGCCGGCGGCGGCCGGCACGACAUCCCCCGGCUCUGCCUCCUCGGGCCCCGGGGCCUCGUCCUCUUCUGACGAAGGGCCCCAGGCGGUGGCAUCCGGCUCGGCGGCCGCGCCGGCCGAUGGCCCGAUUGACAUGGAGGAGUUCGGGUCCUUCACGUUUGCGACCUUCCCGUCUGGCGACGAGUAGCCUCCCUCUGUGCUCGGCUUGACGCGCCCUCCCCCCUCCAGCCUUCACAUGCGUACGUCACAUGCAAAUAUACACAUACACGGCCA